This is a messenger RNA of Aphanomyces invadans, 714 nucleotides long. RefSeq lists its product as hypothetical. Bases 1 to 714 code for a protein of 237 amino acids. Lineage: Eukaryota; Oomycota; Saprolegniomycetes; Saprolegniales; Verrucalvaceae. The transcript is spliced from 2 exons. The record is from RefSeq and is a predicted model, not a curated record.
AUGAACGUGUUGAUGGCUUCCCUAGUCGUGGUGAUGUGUCUGAUGGUGUACAUGAACGUUUUCAUGCUGGGCAUGAACCAAGACGAAUCCAACUCGGCGCACCUGAAGAAGUUGUCUCAAAACUUCAGAAAGGCGGAGGCAGUCGAGGCAGCGAAUAACCCGAACAAGGACCCGCUCAAUCGGCGCAUCGUCGUUUUGAUCGCCAACUACCGCGACUCAAAGCGAUGUGGGGAAACUGUGGAGUCGAUUUACUCCAAAGCGUCCCGUCCAGAUCUCAUUUCCGUGAGUAUUUUCGACCAGCUCAACUUUGAAGAAGGCGAACAACGGUGCUUUGACGUGUACUGCACCCUCGUUGGGGAAAAAGAAUGCCGUCGUAGCGAACGCCUUCGUCGCAAUGACACCAUCAGCUACAAGGACGCAAAAGGACCCACGUACGGGAGGUACCAGACGGAAGAAGGUGUGGACUUGAAAGUCGACACGUUUGCCAUGGCGAUCGAUUCCCAUUUGAUCUUCAUUCCGAACUGGGACACGGACUUGGUGUCGCAGUGGGACUCGAUCAAGAACCCGAAAGCCAUCAUCACGGUGUACCCUGACACGACCGAGCUGUACCCCAAGCCUGGUGACGUCCAGCAAGUUGUGACAAUGAUGUGCCAUGCUCGCAUCGAAAGUGACACAGACGACGCAAUGGUACAGAUUCAACUUUGGUACUGCUGA